GGCGGCUGAGGAGGCUGCGGGAGGGGAUGGUGCGCCUGGCGGAGGCGGUGGCGGGCGCCGCUCCGGCUCCUCCAUCCCCCCCGCCGUCGCCAUGGGUGUGAGCGGGGCCCGGCGGCCCGCGCAGAUAUGAGCUUCCUUCACAGCUGUCCACAAACCUUUUUGUAUGAUGUCUCUGCUGCAGAGUGUGGCCUGCAUGGUAUCUUCUGCUGGAGUCAUAAGACCUGGUUUUCAAGGCAUCCAUUAAUAAGCUAAAAGUGAAAGAACCAUGGCUCAGUUUCCAACACCUUUUGGGGGCAACCUGGAUAUCUGGGCUAUUACUGUGGAGGAGAGAGCUAAACAUGAUCAACAGUUCCACAGUCUGAAACCAACAUCUGGAUUUAUCACUGGUGAUCAAGCUAGAAACUUUUUUUUUCAGUCUGGGUUACCUCAGCCGGUGUUAGCACAGAUAUGGGCUUUAGCUGACAUGAACAAUGAUGGAAGGAUGGAUCAGCUGGAGUUUUCAAUAGCUAUGAAACUUAUCAAAUUAAAACUACAAGGCUAUCAACUCCCAUCUGCGCUGCCUCCUGUCAUGAAGCAGCCACCUAUUGCUCUGUCUGGUGCACCAGGGUUUGGUAUUGGGGGCAUUGCCAGCAUGCCAUCUCUUACAACUGUUGCCCCAGUGCCAAUGGCAUCUAUUCCAGUAGUAGGAAUGUCUCCGCCAUUAGUAUCUUCUGUUCCUGCAGCAGCAGUGCCUCCCCUGGCCAAUGGAGCUCCUGCUGUUAUACAGCCUCUGCCUGCUUUUGCUCAUCCUGCCACAUUGCCAAAGAGUUCUUCCUUUAGUAGAUCUGGUCCAGGAUCACAGCUGAACACAAAACUGCAAAAGGCACAAUCAUUUGAUGUGGCUAGUGUGCCUCCUGUGGCAGAGUGGGCAGUACCUCAGUCAUCAAGACUGAAAUACAGACAGUUGUUCAAUAGCCACGAUAAAACAAUGAGUGGACACUUAACAGGUCCGCAAGCAAGAACUAUUCUUAUGCAGUCAAGUUUACCCCAGGCUCAGCUGGCUACGAUAUGGAAUCUUUCAGAUAUUGAUCAAGAUGGAAAGCUUACGGCUGAAGAGUUUAUUCUGGCUAUGCACUUAAUUGAUGUAGCUAUGUCUGGUCAGCCACUGCCACCUGUGCUGCCUCCGGAAUAUAUUCCACCUUCAUUUAGAAGAGUACGCUCUGGUAGUGGCGUAUCUGCUGUAAGUUCAGUAUCUGUAGACCAAAGGUUACCAGAAGAACCAGCAUUAGAAGAAGAACAGCAGCAACUGGAAAAGAAAUUACCAGUUACAUUUGAAGAUAAAAAACGUGAGAACUUUGAACGUGGCAAUCUAGAACUUGAAAAACGGAGGCAGGCUCUCCUGGAACAGCAACGGAAAGAGCAAGAGCGUCUAGCACAGCUGGAGCGGGCAGAGCAAGAACGGAAGGAACGUGAGCGACAAGAGCAAGAGCGGAAAAGACAACUGGAGCUAGAGAAACAGCUGGAGAAACAACGGGAAUUGGAACGGCAGAGAGAAGAGGAGAGGAGGAAAGAGAUAGAAAGAAGAGAGGCUGCAAAACGGGAACUUGAGAGGCAGAGGCAACUUGAAUGGGAACAUAAUCGUCGGCAAGAACUGCUAAAUCAAAGAAACAGAGAACAAGAGGACAUAGUUGUUCUGAAGGCAAAGAAGAAAACUUUAGAAUUUGAGCUGGAAGCUCUAAAUGAUAAAAAAAAUCAGUUGGAAGGAAAGCUUCAGGAUAUAAGAUGUCGGCUGUCUACCCAAAGACAAGAAAUUGAAAGUACAAAUAAAUCUAGAGAACUGAGAAUUGCAGAAAUCACCCAUUUGCAGCAGCAGCUACAGGAAUCUCAGCAGAUGCUUGGAAAGUUGAUUCCAGAAAAGCAAUUGCUCAAUGACCAACUGAAGCAGGUUCAACAGAACAGUUUGCAUAGAGAUUCUCUUCUUACUAUCAGAAGAGCCUUAGAAGCCAAGGAACUAGCCCGUCAACAGCUUCGAGACCAGCUAGAUGAAGUAGAAAAAGAAACCAGAUCUAAACUUCAGGAAAUUGAUAUUUUCAAUAAUCAGCUGAAGUCAAUGGCAAUGGAAGAUGCAAUGCUGCAGUGCCUGGCAGUUCUCCUGGGCUGCGUCAACUACUUAGACUCCUUUCUAAAGGAGCUGAGAGAAAUACAUAACAAACAGCAACUUCAGAAACAAAAGAACUUGGAAGCUGAGAGGCUGAAACAGAAAGAACAAGAAAGGAAGACAGAACUGGAAAAGCAAAGAGAAGCUCAAAGGAGAAUCCAGGAUCGGGAUAAACAACGGCUGGAUCGAGUGCAACAAGAAGAGGAACCUCAAUGGCAAAAAAAAAAUCAAGAAGAUGACAAGCAAAAAAGGGAAGAAAUAAUUAAAAAGAAGGAAAGUGAGGAUAAGGGGAAACAGGAAAUCCAAGAGAAACCGAGUAAGCUUUUCCAACCACAUCAAGAACCAGUUAAGCCAGCUGUCCAGGCUCCAUGGUCAAAUGCAGGAAAAGCUCCACUAACAAUUUCUGCUCAGGAGGAUGUAAAAAUAGUGUAUUAUAGAGCACUGUAUCCUUUUGAAUCAAGAAGCCAUGAUGAAAUCACUAUUCAACCUGGCGACAUAGUCAUGGUGGAUGAAAGUCAGACUGGAGAACCAGGGUGGCUUGGUGGAGAAUUGAAGGGAAAAACUGGAUGGUUCCCGGCAAACUAUGCAGAAAAAAUACCUGAAAGUGAAGUUCCAGCGUCUAUAAAACCAGUUGAGGCAGCUCCUGCACCUAAAGUUUCUGUGCAUGAAACAACCACAUCACUGGGAACUGCUGCAUCUACAGAGUGCACGGCAACUGCCAACAACUGGGCAGACUUCAGUUCAACAUGGCCAGCAAACACUAAUGAGAAACAAGAGACAGACAACUGGGAUGCCUGGGCAGCUCAGCCGUCGUUGACAGUUCCCAGUGCAGGGCAGCUGCGGCAGAGAUCAGCCUUCACCCCUGCCACUGUUACAGGAUCAUCUCCCUCUCCCGUUUUGGGUCAGGGUGAAAAAGUGGAGGGACUUCAAGCACAGGCUUUGUAUCCUUGGAGAGCAAAAAAAGAUAACCACCUUAAUUUCAACAAAAAUGAUGUCAUCACAGUUUUAGAGCAGCAAGAUAUGUGGUGGUUUGGAGAAGUUCAAGGACAAAAGGGCUGGUUUCCUAAGUCAUAUGUGAAGCUUAUUUCAGGCCCCAUUAGGAAGUCAACAAGCAUGGAUUCUGGUUCUUCAGAAAGUCCUGCUAGUCUGAAAAGAGUAGCAUCACCAGCAGCUAAAGCAACUAUGUCAGGUGAAGAAUAUGUUGCUAUGUAUACUUACGAGAGUUCUGAGCAAGGAGACCUAACCUUUCAGCAAGGUGAUAUGAUUCUUGUGACAAAGAAAGAUGGCGACUGGUGGACAGGAACGCUGGGUGAUAAAACAGGAGUUUUCCCAUCUAAUUAUGUGAGACUCAAAGAUUCUGAGGCUUCUGGAGCAGCUGGAAAAACAGGAAGCUUAGGGAAGAAACCUGAAAUUGCCCAAGUUAUUGCCUCUUACACAGCAACGGGUCCAGAACAACUCACCCUUGCUCCUGGUCAGUUGAUUCUUAUCAGAAAGAAGAACCCAGGUGGCUGGUGGGAAGGAGAGCUCCAAGCACGAGGGAAAAAACGACAAAUAGGAUGGUUUCCUGCUAAUUAUGUAAAACUCUUGAGCCCUGGUACCAGUAAAACUACGCCAACCGAGCUACCUAAAUCAACAGCAUUACCUUCAGUGUGCCAAGUAAUUGGCAUGUAUGACUACACUGCACAGAAUGAUGAUGAGCUAGCAUUCAAUAAAGGCCAGAUUAUAAACGUCCUUAACAAGGAAGACCCAGACUGGUGGAAAGGGGAGGUGAAUGGACAAGUGGGUCUCUUCCCAUCCAACUAUGUGAAGCUGACAACAGAUACGGACCCAAGCCAGCAAUGGUGUGCAGACUUGCAUCUUCUGGAUAUGUUGACACCUACUGAAAGAAAAAGGCAGGGAUACAUCCAUGAGCUCAUUGUCACAGAAGAGAACUAUGUAAAUGAUUUGCAGUUGGUCACAGAGAUCUUCCAGAAACCACUAAUGGAAUCUGAGCUGCUAACAGAAAAGGAAGUUGCUAUGAUUUUUGUUAACUGGAAGGAACUGAUUAUGUGCAAUAUAAAACUACUGAAGGCCUUGCGUGUGCGUAAGAAGAUGUCUGGAGAGAAGAUGCCAGUGAAAAUGAUUGGCGACAUCCUGACAGCUCAGCUGCCACACAUGCAGCCAUACAUUCGGUUCUGUAGCUGCCAGCUCAAUGGGGCAGCACUCAUUCAGCAGAAAACAGAUGAAGUCCCCGAAUUCAAGGAGUUUGUAAAAAGGUUAGCAAUGGAUCCUCGCUGUAAAGGAAUGCCACUAUCAAGUUUUCUACUAAAGCCUAUGCAACGGGUAACAAGAUACCCACUAAUAAUUAAAAAUAUAAUAGAAAACACUCCUGAAAACCAUCCUGACCACAGUCACUUGAAGCAUGCUCUUGAAAAAGCAGAAGAAUUAUGUUCUCAAGUAAAUGAAGGAGUGCGAGAGAAAGAAAAUUCAGAUAGGCUGGAGUGGAUCCAGGCUCAUGUUCAGUGCGAAGGCCUCUCUGAGCAACUCGUAUUUAAUUCUGUUACAAACUGCUUGGGACCACGCAAGUUUCUGCACAGUGGGAAGCUCUAUAAAGCCAAGAGUAACAAGGAACUGUAUGGCUUUCUGUUCAACGAUUUCCUCCUCUUGACUCAGAUCAUAAAACCUCUUGGCUCUUCUGGCACAGACAAGGUCUUCAGCCCCAAGUCUAAUCUGCAGUACAAAAUGUACAAAACUCCCAUUUUUCUAAAUGAAGUACUAGUAAAAUUACCCACAGACCCUUCUGGAGAUGAGCCCAUUUUCCAUAUCUCCCACAUUGACAGAGUCUAUACACUCCGGGCUGAAAGCAUUAAUGAAAGGACUGCAUGGGUUCAGAAAAUUAAAGCUGCUUCGGAACUUUACAUAGAGACUGAAAAGAAGAAGAGGGAAAAGGCCUACUUAGUUCGCUCACAAAGAGCAACGGGCAUUGGGAGGUUGAUGGUGAAUAUUGUUGAAGGCAUUGAACUAAAACCUUGCAGAUCCCAUGGAAAGAGUAAUCCAUACUGUGAGGUGACGAUGGGCUCUCAGUGCCACAUCACCAAGACAAUGCAGGACACCCUCAAUCCGAAGUGGAACUCCAACUGCCAGUUCUUUAUCAAAGACCUCGAGCAGGACGUACUCUGCAUCACGGUGUUUGAGAGGGACCAGUUCUCCCCAGAUGACUUUUUGGGCAGAACAGAGAUCCGUGUGGCAGACAUUAAGAAGGAUCAGGGUUCAAAGGGACCAGUUACAAAGUGUCUCCUUCUCCAUGAAGUCCCAACAGGAGAGAUAGUCGUCCGACUGGACCUGCAAUUGUUUGAUGAGCCUUAGAAGGAAAGGGACCAAUGUUUUGGGUUUUUUUUUUUGGUCUGAGUUCACUGCAAUAUAGGUAUCUGCAGAAGCUGUCACAAAACCCUUAUUGGUUUGAUACGAAACUACUGCUUGCCCUUCACACACAAGAGGGUUAUCAAAGCAAACAGGAGCAUCUUUGUGCCUUGAUAAUUCUCACUGAAAAACGAGUCCCAGUUUAGUGAGGAAAUCUCCCUCAAUUUCUCUAUGUGGAACCUGAUGUUAGUUUCCUGGGUUUAUGAAGUAACCUGGCUGUUCGUUGUGCUGCAGCCUGAAAGGCUGGCACACCACAUAGGUCCCCGUGCUUGCUCCAGUUACUCUACUCGUUAAUUUACAUGAAGAAGGCAAUGUUGGUAUGUUUGGUGGCUUUCUGCAGGGUUUUCCCCCAUAAGGAAUUCUGUGCCUAUUGCUCAGCAAAGUGGCGUGUAAAUGUUUUGUGAAUGGAACAAGCAGUUAUGCAGUAAGAAGAUCUCUGGAGAUCUUCAUGGCGAUACUGAAAAUAUUUAGAAAAUAAAUAGUCUAUAUCUAUAAACAGAGAAGAUUCUAUUAACAUACCACUUCAUGACUCACAUUGCCCCCAGAAUAAAUUACGUGCAGGCCUUGUGCACAGAGAUGAGUUACACUCCAGAAGAGUCCACCCACUCAGUACCUUCGGAAGAAGUGUUUGAACAGUGAGUGAAGGACGGAAUAUAGAGCCCUGCUGAAUGUUGUGCUGUACCACUUCAAUACUGUUUUACUGCUGCUGCUCAGUUGUGUGAAUGCAGAUGGAUGUUCCGUCACCUGCAGUGAGGAAGGAAAGCAAUGAUGGCUCUAGCUCAGGAAGCUCAUUUCUACCCCGCAGAGUCUAGUUUGCAAAGCAAUCAGUGACCAGUUAUUAAACUGUACUGUGCCUGACUGCAUUUGACAUCGUGUUGCUGAAUUCAGGGCAGUAGCACAUUGUCACUCACAGCAGUGUUUGCUGCAAACCAGGCUGGUCACAAAGUUGGUGGCAAAGAUGGUAGACGUGAACAGAAUGAAGUGUUUGUGAUUGUAUGGAGUGGGUAACCCGAGGGUAAUGUCUUUUUCAUCUUGGGGAACACAAAAGGUUAUAUAUGCGUUAAACUCAACACGUAGCACACAUACAGGCCAACGUCCAGCAAACUUCCCACGUUUGGCAAACCAUCUGUCCCUAAGUGCACACAUAGGUUGCAUUUCCCUUAAGUACACAACUGAGUGCUUUGCUAAGACCGGAUGUGACAGACCCCUAAGAGUAAAAUUCAUCUUUGUUCUGCCUGGAAUCAUUUCGUUCAUUACCUAUCAUGCAUACACUGGUAUUUUUGUAAUGACUUUAAUUCUGAAUGGGAGGUGUCAGCCUGUUCCAUUAGCAUGUGAAUGUUCUCGUGGAGCCUGUUGUUAGGUUUUGAUGUUCUUUGCAUGUCCUUUCAGUACUGGUUUCCACCUUCCCUGUAUAGAUGGUGUUCUCUAGCACUACAAUUCUUAUUGAUUUCCAUUAGGAAAUUAGGAUAUAUUCAUAACGGAUAGGUAGAAACAGUAUGGUAAUAAGUGUAAACUGUGCUGGGAAGUGUCUGUGUAUUAUAAUUUCCUAUGAGACCACUGUAAUGUUUCAAGCAAUGGGAAAAAAUGUAUGUUGGAGGGACGACAAAGUUUACAUUUCAUACUUUUCAGAAUCGCUUUAUUAUUUAUUUAUUGAAGAUAGUGUAGAAUUUUGUAUCAGAAAUGACAGACAUACUUAUGUAUUUUUUGAAACAGAAAAGCAGAGAUACACACUUUAGUUAGAAACUUUCAACUGAUCACAUUUUAGAGGGAGUGCAACUUCCUGGGCAUGCAUUUGGUUACCACUAACUGGCAGAAAACAUGAUUAAGAGAACUUUAAGUUUCUAUUUUUCAAUGUUGUUAAGAAAAUUGUUUCGAUUAAAAUAUGUAAAUAGUACUAAACCCAUGUUUUCCUAAUUCCAUAUCAAUACAUUUUAUUAAAUAUAACGUAUAUGAAAAUACACGUUGUUGUGGUAGAAUUAAAAAAAGUGAUAAAAUCUAUUAAUGGGCAACAUUAAAUGUCAUUUAAUGUCAUGUCUAACCUUUUAUUGCUGUCCUAAUUUUACUCACUAGCUGGACAUACAGUGAAUUCCUUUCAGUGUUUAGAAAAUCGGAUCAUCUUUUUAUGGCAUCAUUUCCACAGCAUGAAUUUCAGCAAAAAAUAAGUAGACAAAUAGGAAAAAAAUACUAUGGAUGUGAUGCAGAGAUCCAGUCCAGGUUUCCAGAAGAAGCCUCAAGUUGCUGCGUUUUCCUCUGAGAUUCAAUUGCUGUUGGAAGUGGUUGCCAGGUAGCUGUGGGGGCUCCUCUUGGACUGUGACCCCAUCAUCGAUACGUCAGAUUGCAUCUUUUUAUGUGGAAACACAACUGAGCACCUUCCCAACCACCAUCGCUUGUCAUUUCCAGCUUGCCCUCAAUGCAUGGGAACGUUUAGUUCCUGUUAAUGCCAAUGAAUGCCAUGCAUGUGUGAGAUGAUGAUGAAGGGCUGGGGUUCAGCUCCUGGAUUUCUAACUUGCGAUCAGUCCUUGUAAUUUCCCUUGUCCAUCCAGGACUUCAUGUGUUGUGGAGUUGUGGGACUGGCAAGGCCUCUUCUUCCAGGUAACCGUGAUACGAUAAGUUGUGCUAGGGGAGGUUCAGGUUGGAUAUUAGGAGAAAUGUCUUCUCAGCAAGAGCAGUGCUGCAGUGGCACAGGCUGCCCAGGGAGGUGGUGCAGUCACCGUCCCUGAGGUGUUCAGGAGCCGUGUGGAUGUGGCACUGAGGGACGUGGGCAGUGGGCGGGGGGGGGUGGGCUGGUGGCUGGACUGGGGGAUCUGGAAGUCUUUUCCAACCUUAAUGGUAUUGUGGUUCUAAGCCUGGGGUAUGUUAAGCUCUCCUCUGCCAGGGCUGCACCUCACACUUUCCCAGCAGGGUUGCACUGCGAACUCCACUUUCCGAUCCAUAGGCUCUGAUCCAUUGCUGUUAAUUACCUUUGUGUCUCAGCUAGAACAAAGGAUACUAGAAGCUGGCUGGAUGCUCGUGUGGUAUGCUGGAGAUGCAGGGAUGAGUUCAAGGAGCCUACAUGACAAAGUUGAUUCAAAUUGUAUAAGGACUGGUAGAUUGCAGUUGCUGAAGAGAUCGUCAAACAACAAGUCAACGUUAAGAUAAAGGAGUUCAUGUUCUUUGCAGAUCUGUUUUCUUCCCUGUCUUUCUGAAAGUGCAUGGUCAUUGGGUUAUAGCCACCAGAUUCUCCACUAUGGUAUUUACCAGGCUAAUCAUAAGUCAUAUACUUGCAGGUUAUAAUGAUUUGGAAGCACUGUAAAAUAAAAACCAUAAAGCUGAUCUUAGCUUUGGAAAUGCUAUUUCCCCAAGAUCAGUGCUGUAGGGAGGUGGUCUGUAAGGUCCUGAGAGGCUGUGUGCAGUUGAUGGUCUGACGUGGGCACCCCAAGGGACAGAGCACGUCACUGGGCUGACCCUAAGGAAUAUGACCCAUACAUUGCAGAACUUUUUCUAGAUGCACCUAAUUAUUAUAUAUCUUCUCAACAUGAGUUUUUAUGACAGAAAUUUUUAAAUGUUCAUUCUAGAAUAUUUUUACCCUUCAGAAAAAAACACUUUUUGUUACACGUGAGUUGGGUUUGGGGGGGAAGAACAUUGUGGAUAACAACAUUUUUGUAAUAUUAUUAAAUACAUUUUCCAGAUGAAGAUGUGACAAGUCCAGACUUUCACUGCAACAGCGGGGUCUGCUUUCAUACUGCUCCUUUUGCACUGUGCUGCUUCACUAUUCCAAUUGAGCAUCAAAACCCUUGAAAAGCAGAACAGUGGGGAAACAGGUGAACUCACCUUCACUUCGAGCCGUUUGCUCUCUAUGUACAUUCCACACGUACCCCACAUUUGUUCAGACCAAACACUCCUGUCCUACAUCCAUAUCGAUGUAUUUAUAGAUAUAUAUAUAGAUAUAUAUAUAUAUAUAUACAUGUGAUCAUUUGUAUAUAUAAUAUAAGAGCAUAGCUACUUUGUUGUUGUCAAAUACGGAGUCAAUCUAACGAAAACGUUUAUAGGCACACAGUUUUGUUUGUUGUCUUACGUAUUUUAAAAUAAAGGUCAUUCUUGGGAAAUUAUUUUUCUGUACAUAGGCAGAUAUAUUUAGGACGGAACUUAAAUGAAUAAAGAACACGUUAAACUAGCCUAGUUGCAUGACAUAGCUGUCAGAAAAAAAGUUUUGCUGCGACUGUAAGUGAAUCCUUGCACUUCUUGUAAAGCUGCAAAGUGUUGCUAACCCCAGAUUUAGCACUGGAUCUGUGAUCCCAACCUGACGUGUCAGUCAAGGCGUUUUGCUUCCUCAGAGCCCUUCUGUCAGGCUCUCCCGCCUGUCGUGGUGAGCAGAGCUGACAGGGGAAGGCUGGGCUGCAGGAAAAUAGGGGAAAAACUGGCAGAGACGAAACCAGAGCUUGGUGAGCAGCAGGCUCUUCUCCCCUUAGGAAGUGUGGGAUGGAUUGUCCAUCCUGUGAUGGACUAGAAGUGAAAUCCCUCCCUGUUAUGGUGCCUACUCCACAGGGAUGGGACUGGUGGUGGAAUCUGUACUUAUCAGGAGUAAGGGAGAAGGUUGGGCACAGGAUCAUGGAGCUCUCCUGGCACCAGUCGGAAUGCUGAUCACACAGUAUGUCAAGAGCAAGUCACUCUGUGAGGAGCAUAUGGAAAGACGAGUGAGAGUGCACAGCUUUCGGCAGUGCGAAGUGCCCGAGUUGGGUUGAAGCAAUUCCUAUUUGGGUGACGAUUCGUAAAGGCUUAAAGCUUUUCACCAGGCUAACCCCCAGCUUUUGCAGAAUACCUUAUUCCAGUCCUCACUUUGCCAAAAUAGUUUAGAUUCCAACAGCCUUUACAGACUUAUUCAUGGAGUACUUUUUAUUCAGUGUUGAUACAUCAUUCAGAAAAGAUGGCCGUAGUAUUUUUUCAGUGUCAAUACUUAGAACUGGGGAAUCCCCACCCCAUGAUGGUGGUGUGACUUUUUAGUGCACUUGUUGUUGCCAAACGAAUGGUAUCAAUUAGUUUCCUUUUCUUCUUAAGAAAAGAAGUGUUGUACUAUAUGUAGUAUUUGUAAGAUCUUAAAAAUUACAAAGACAUUAGAAAAUAACCAUUAUAUGUAGGUCUUAAGAGCUGGACAGGUAGGAGAAAUGGUUCCUUUUUUCGGAGAAGAUGUAAUUCACUUGUAUUGUUCAUUUACAUUGCAGCUAACUAUCCUACAGGAACACAUCCAUACUGUGAAAGGGGCUUAUUUGAAAGCAUUUCUAACAGAUAUAACAUUUCUAAUUGGUAUAACAAAUAACUAACAACAAAUUGGAUGCCACUGUUUCUCGUAAGACAAUUUCAACUGUACUUUGGUUGCUCUGAAUGUGUUACUUCCUCUGCUGCACUUGAUUAAAUAAUUCUGUUUAUGGACAGUGUCAAAUGAAACAAAAGUCUUCAAAAUGAUGCAUUCACCUGUUUGAGGAAUUAUGCCGCGUCCCAGACUGCAUUCACUGAGGUGGAAGGUGCAGAUCAGACUUCAGUCUGUGCAAAUUGUUAGACAAACAAGACUGUAUUUGUGCAAGUGAAAUUAUGCAAGAAUAAACACUGUUGUUUUUCUUUUUUUAUUUUAA
Molecule: messenger RNA, 11142 nt
Organism: Tympanuchus pallidicinctus (lesser prairie-chicken)
Lineage: Eukaryota; Metazoa; Chordata; Aves; Galliformes; Phasianidae
Gene: ITSN1
Product: intersectin 1
Exons: 41
Coding region: 266-5482 (1738 amino acids)
Biological process (GO): intracellular signal transduction; positive regulation of Rho protein signal transduction
Molecular function (GO): protein binding; calcium ion binding; guanyl-nucleotide exchange factor activity
Source: RefSeq, a predicted model, not a curated record